CCUGGAUUGGCUCCUGAGGCCUUUUAAGUAAAGGCUUUGUUCUCUGGAAAGCGCAGGUCAGUUGUGCUACAUGCCGCCACUGUUUGGGGAAAGGGGGAAAAAAAAAGAGCUGAGUAAUGCUGGAGCCUUCUCAUGUGGCUGAUGCAAACCUGGAGAAUUUGCAUCAUCAUUUAGCAGGAGUAAGUUGGUGUGACAGGAGCUUAAAUACAAGCGCUUGAGGAAGCCGAGCUAGUUUCUAAUGGCAGGGCAGCCGCAGCAGCAGCAGCAGCAGUAAGAGCAGCAGCAGGGGCAGAAAGGAAAGGUUCGGGCUGCAGUGGGAAAGGCACAGGUGUUCUUGACGAAUAAUUAGAGAGGCUGGAAGAGUAAAACACAACUUUAAGGUCCAUACCUGUGAACACUAGAGCCGCGUGAAAGGCUACAAGGACAGGAAACAGUCCGAACUCAGUCAGGGAGCAGGGAGACCAGACCUUGUUUUCAAAGUUUUUCUCCUCGUCCUGUCUUUCUCGUCGUCGUUCUCCUCCUUUCCUUCCUCCUCCUUCUCCUCUCCUUUUCUGUAUUUUUUGCUUUUUUCUUUCUCUUUCUCUCCUUGAGUUUGGCCGAAUCCCACUAUGGUCAGGAAGCCUGUGAUGUCCUCCAUCUCCAAUGGAGGCUACCUCCAGGGGGAUGCUCAUGGCCACUUGCCCCCCAAGGGCAGCAAACAUGCCCCUGAGCAGGGGAAGAUGGUGCUGAAGAAAAAGAUCACGCUGCUGAGGGGCAUCUCCAUCAUCAUUGGCACUAUCAUCGGGGCUGGCAUCUUCAUCUCCCCCAAAGGAGUUCUCCAAAACACGGGCACCGUGGGCAUGUCUCUGAUCGUCUGGACGGUCUGUGGGCUCGUAUCUCUAUUUGGGGCUUUGUCUUAUGCUGAACUGGGGACGUGUAUAAAGAAAUCUGGUGGUCACUACACUUACAUCUUGGAAGUCUUUGGCCCAUUACCAGCUUUUGUCCGAGUCUGGGUGGAGCUAAUCGUAAUACGCCCUGCUGCCACUGCUGUGAUAUCCUUGGCAUUUGGACGCUAUAUCCUGGAACCAUUUUUUAUUCAGUGUGAAAUCCCAGAACUUGCAAUCAAGCUAAUUACGGCCGUGGGCAUCACCACAAUCAUGGCGCUGAAUAGCGUGAGUGUCAACUGGACUUCCAGGAUUCAGAUAUUUUUAACCCUUUGCAAGCUUAUAGCCAUUCUAAUAAUUAUAGUCCUUGGAGUUAUGCAACUAAUUAAAGGUCAAACCCAGCACUUUAGAGAUGCCUUUUCAGGAAAUGAUGCCAGUAUUGUAAGAUUACCAUUGGCUUUUUAUUAUGGAAUGUAUGCAUAUGCGGGCUGGUUUUAUCUCAACUUUGUUACUGAAGAAGUAGAAAAUCCUGAGCGAAAUGUUCCUCUUGCAAUAUGUAUAUCAAUGGUCAUAGUCACUGUUGGCUAUGUCCUAACGAACGUGGCCUAUUUCACUACCAUCAGUGCUGAAGAGCUGCUGCUUUCCAAAGCCGUGGCAGUGACCUUUGCAGAAAGGCUUUUGGGAAAAUUCUCAGUAGCUGUUCCAGUCUUUGUUGCCCUUUCCUGUUUUGGUUCCAUGAACGGAGGCGUUUUUGCUGUCUCCAGGUUGUUUUAUGUUGCUUCCCGUGAGGGUCACCUUCCAGAAAUCCUCUCCAUGAUUCAUGUCCGCAAGUACACUCCUCUGCCAGCUGUCAUUGUAUUGUACCCUUUGACGAUGAUAAUGCUUUUCUUCGGUGAUCUUUAUGGUCUUCUGAAUUUCCUCAGUUUUGCCAGGUGGCUUUUUAUUGGACUAGCAGUUGCAGGGCUGAUUUAUCUCCGAUACAAACGACCAGAUAUGCAUCGUCCUUUCAAGGUGCCGCUGUUUAUCCCAGCUCUGUUUUCCUUCACCUGCCUUUUCAUGGUGGCCUUGUCCCUUUAUUCUGAUCCGCUCAGUACUGGGAUAGGUUUUGGGAUCACGCUGACUGGUAUCCCGGCAUACUACUUCUUCAUUGUCUGGGACAAGAAACCGAAGUGGUUCCAGAGAAUAGCAGAUGGAAUAACCAGAACCCUACAAAUAUUGCUGGAAGUUGUACCCUCAGAAGUACCCACAGAAGAUAAGUUAUGAACAGUCGAAUUGCAAAGAAGGCACUGUAUGUUGAUGUCCCACUCUUUUCUGUUUCCAUCUGAAAACAAAUGGAAAAUGAGAAACUGCUUCUUGGGAUUCCAGAGAAUUACAAGACUGAGUUACAGCUUAGAGGAAACAAUUAUCUUCAGCACUAGUUUUCUUAUGUGUUCAAACCUAUGUUUAAGAUGUUUAGGUGUACCUUCAGGUACAUGUGCAGACAGCUGGUAGGCUUUUCUACCACCAUUCACACUGCUCUUUUUAGGGGCAGACACCUUUUGUGGGCAGGGGAAGGAGGACACAGAAUGACAAAUCACUCUAAUGAUCUUUCUUUGUGACAUUAUCUUACUGAAUCCUACGGUCUUCAAAUUGAAGGUCAUGGGAUAUUUUCUGUAUUAAUAAGUAUUUUAUAAAAUGGUUUUAUAUACUGUAGGUAGAUGUACUGUGAAAAGUGUCCUCUGCUCUUUGAACAUGCGACUCAGCUCUCCUGUGAUGUGAGCAUGGGUGACAGAGGUACACCUUAAUUUUAAAUCUUCAAACCAUAUGCCUUCCUCCUUCUUUUAUUUGCACUGUAUUGGUUCUCCAAAUACAGUCACACUGGUUUAGGUUUCACUGUUCCUUUUUUAAUGGACUAGUCCCAGGACAUUUGGGAUGGGAGAGAAGGGAUGUGGCUCGUUUUCUUGAGUGCAUUAAAACAGUAACUUUGGGGUUAUUGUUUAUUACUCAGGGCCCUGUAGGAAACUGGACAUUUUGCAAAGUCCUUUUAUUCUUUGUGAGGUGAGUGAAGUGGAAAGGAUACAGGUCUUCACCCUUUCCAAAUCAGUCCAUUUGGUCUUGAAGCCUCAUAGUAAACAACUGAGUUUCAAGAACUAGAUGUUUUUAGCUCCUGAUCUCACCUGGAAUAAAUUCCCUGUUGAAUAUAUCAAAAGAAACUUUUUUUUUGUAUCUUCAAAGAACCAACAUCAACAUUAAAGAUGAUUCGCCAAGGGGGGAGGAGGAAAAUUGCCCAAACCACAUUCUUGCACUCUUAUCUGUGUUUGCACUGUUUCUAACUUAGGAGGAGAUUUUUAUAUUUCAAUAAUUUUACAGAAUGACAAAUUUUAAGAUUUUUUAAAGUGUUCCUAUCUUUUGUACAUAAUUUUAUUGAAAAAGAAAAAUAGCUGAGUAAGAUAGUAUGAUAUACUGAAUGAACAUAACUGGGACAUAAGUGAUCUUAAGUUUAGGCCUGUCUCCCACAAAUGUGGUAGGUAACUUUGGCUAUAAAACUUUAUCACAUUGGGCCUCAGUUCCUUCAUAUCUAAAAUUAAGAUAUAUAAUUCUGAACUUUUGCACCUUGUGAAACAGAGGAUGGAGGGGAGGGAUAAAGUAGAAGGAAUUCACUUGGGGGUAGUUCGCGAGGAGAAGAGGUGCACCUUAUGAUGGUAUUUUGCUACCAUCCAAAAUUCAAAUGUUGGUGACAUGGGGCAAAGCCAAGGUUUUCCUGUCCUAGUUAAGCUUCUGGUAAAAUAGAAGGGCUGAAUUGUGAACUUCUCCAAGUUUAUAUUCUAUGGUUCUAUAAACUUCAGAUUGUUUGAGGAAAGAUGUCUACUUACAUGAAAGACUGAGGGGUAGGUAUGUGGAAUAUCACUGUUACUGAAGAUUUACACUCAGUUUAAGGAUUCCUAGUACUUUUCCUCGAAAUUGUCAGUUAUUUCAACAUAGAGAUCAAUUUUACUCGCGAAGAGGAAAUAUAUGACAAAAAUAUUUGAAAAAAGAACGAGAGAAAACUGUGUAUAUGCAUGUGUGUUUAUGUGAGUGUGUGUGUAAUUGUGCUGUGUACCUGCACUGUUCCACAGGAGAGGAAGAAGGAAUGAAAGGAAAUUAAAAAAAAAAAAGGAUGCUUUUAAAAAUGGAAUCAAAGCAGUGAUGAAGUUAAUGAACUCUUUAGUUUUACACAAGUCUAAUUAAAGUUCUAAUGGUGGGCAGAUUCCUAUCCUCUAGAUGGUCUCCAUGAUAUUAAUAAUGAUAGCUAGAAUUUGCCUACCAUGGUCCAGACACUUUACAAACCUCAUCUCAUUUGCUCCUCACAAUAACUCUGUGAGGUAGAUGCUGUUAUUCUCACUGUGCAGUUGAAGAAACUGAA
Vombatus ursinus (common wombat) is the source of this 4245-nucleotide messenger RNA. It is a transcript of the gene SLC7A11, whose product is annotated as solute carrier family 7 member 11. The coding region runs from base 609 to 2126 and encodes 505 amino acids. The transcript has 12 exons. The record is from RefSeq and is a predicted model, not a curated record. Gene Ontology annotation, cellular component: membrane. Gene Ontology annotation, biological process: amino acid transmembrane transport. NCBI's taxonomy places the organism in Eukaryota, Metazoa, Chordata, Mammalia, Diprotodontia, Vombatidae. Gene Ontology annotation, molecular function: L-amino acid transmembrane transporter activity.